AUGUCUAAACGCGGCUCAGAUACACAGGCACUCACGGCUAAGCGUGUCAGGAGCGAUGAAAUGGAGCAGCAACUGGGUUUAGACGAGUCACACACCCACCAAGUUGCUCUCUCCAAGAAGCACGACGACGACAACGCGCUGAUUAGAAGCGUACACCGCACAUCCAAGCUAUCGGCGCCUAUUAUAAAGCUCGAUGGGUGUCACACCGGUGAAAUAACCUCGGUUAAAUUCGACAUGACUGGAAACACAAUAGUCGCAGCUUCUGCAGACAAGUCAGUCAGCCUAUGGAGGACAUACACGGAUAAUGCAAACUACGGGUACAUUCCACAUGCACACAAGGAUGCUAUUACCUCUCUAGUCCUCUCACAUACUUCACCCUCCGAUCCACUCAUCCUCACCGCCUCAGCUGAUUCCACGAUUGGUGUGUGGCAGGCUUCGACGGGAAAGCUGGUGAGGAGGCUGAGAGGGCACAGCGACGUCGUCAACGUACUCGCCGUAUCCAGAAACAACCUCCUUGCUAGUGCUGGUGACGAUAACAAAGUGUUUAUAUGGCAAUUAGACGGCGAUGACGGUAACGGUGAUAGAACACCACCUAAACACCCCGUUCAUACCAUUACCUGGAACGCUCCCGUUAUUGCGCUUGAAUGGUCAGACGAUGAUUCGACGCUGUACAUUGGCGGGUUGGAUAACCAGAUACAUGCUCACAACCUCUCCUCCCACUCCACACUCUUCUCACUCACCGGUCACACAGACACAGUCACCUUCCUACGCCACUCACCUUGCUCGCAACACCUGAUAUCCUGCUCGAAUGACUCGUCAGUGCGUAUCUGGGACGUUAAGCCUUUCACAAGCGACCCUACCAGACAAUAUAGAGUGCUGCACGGUGCUGUGUCCUCGUUCGAGGGUGUGUACUCUCAGCCGGCGUGGAGUGCAGAUGGAACACGCGUAGCUGUUGGUAGUGCUGACCGCACUGUCACUGUGUGGAAUGUAGAAUCUGGCGAUAUCCUUUAUAAGCUACCCGGACACACUGGCACCGUUGGCGCUGUCGAUAUUCACCCAACCGACCCUGUCAUUGUCUCUGGCGGGAAGGAUUGCAGGAUGUUUCUGGGCGAGUUGAUGAGCUGA
Molecule: messenger RNA, 1125 nt
Organism: Wallemia ichthyophaga EXF-994
Lineage: Eukaryota; Fungi; Basidiomycota; Wallemiomycetes; Wallemiales; Wallemiaceae
Product: U5 small nuclear ribonucleoprotein 40 kDa protein
Exons: 3
Coding region: 1-1125 (374 amino acids)
Cellular component (GO): catalytic step 2 spliceosome
Molecular function (GO): protein binding; RNA binding
Source: RefSeq, a predicted model, not a curated record